UUAUAUAAUUGCGUAAACAUAGAUGUAAUUAACUGUAAGAUGUAGGUGAAAACCGGUAUUACUAGUUAUAAGCCAUUUAUAAAAACGCAUUAUUCUCACUUUAUCACACGAAGUAGCAACUAUAACAUCGUUAAUUGUUAAGGAGAAGUGAUAAAUAUUUGCGAGCUACCGGGCCUUCAUUUUUUUAACAUUAUUGUAUUUUAUUGUUUAUUUUAUUAGCAUUUCUUAUCAUUCCGUUAAUACUUAAUACACUUUUGCAGAUAAGAGAGAAUAAGAUACAGUGGACAUAAGAAAAUGGACCGUUGCAAAUAUUACAUGAAAUACUUCCUGAUCGCUAUAAAUCUCAUCAUCCUCAUUAGCGGAAUUUUCGUAACGGUUGUAACUUUGUGUCUGAUUGAUAAACUAUCAUUGAUACGAUCAGCGGAGAACGUUCAGUUAAACGUCACAAUUAUCGUUCUACUGGUCGUCGGAAUUAUCAUGAUGUCCAUCGCUAUUUUGGGAAUCGUCGCUGCUUUGCAGGAAGCCAAGUAUAUGCUCCAAAUAUAUACCAUACUCGCAUUUCUAGUGUUUCUAAUUGGAAUAUUCAUUAGCAUUUGGAAAUACAAUUCUAACAAAGAACUGAUGAAGAUGUUUGAGAAAAAAGUGGAAAGUUUGAUCCAAUUUUAUAAUAAUGAUACAUUCAUUCACGAUUUCUGGGAUACCGCACAGUCGAAGUAUUGCUGCGGCGUCAACAGCUGGGAGGACUGGGAAACACAUGGUUUUAAAGUACCAGACAGCUGUUGUGAAUCUGAUCAGCGAUUGCAUUGCAAUGCCAACCCGCACACCAAAAAUAUUCCCGCAGUUUAUACGAAGGGUUGCCUGAACAAAAUGCGAAUCCUCAUGCAGUAUUUUACAAGCAUUACGAAUGGUAUUAGUAUUACACUCUCAUGUCUUAUGUUCUUCGGAAUGAUAUCAUCCGGUGAGCUCUACAAAAAGAUCGAACUACAACACAAAUACGAAAUAGAAUCUGAAGAUGUUUUUGAUAAAAAGAACCAAAAAAGUAAUAAAAAAUCUUCAUCAACGAGAUCAAUCUACAUGCGGUUGCAUGAAGCGUCAAUGUAUUCAACAAUCAAACAAAAUGCUGUCAAUCAAUAAAUAAAAUUAAGCUGGACCUGAGCUGGACAUAAAUGUACUAAAAAAUUAGAACUAUCUACUGAGUUAAAAAAGAAGCACAUUAAAAACAGGAUUGACAACUUAUCAUAUAAUCUAUAAAACUUAUGUAAGUGCUUAAAAUUAUAUUAAAAACAGUAUUAUACAUAUUAGAAGAGAUUUUCCUGGGCAAAAUUCUCGGUGGUUUGCCUUUGCCUUCCGAAAGGUAGCGAUCGCUUCUAAAAUUGAUUAAAAAUCGAUUUAGAGUUAUACUAUUCUGAAUUUAAACCCAAAUCUUUGGGACACGGAUACUCCUUUUGCCACAUCGCCACUUUAUAAUUACGUAUAAUUAUUGUAACGUGACGCUUUCUUGAGCGCAGUCACGCAAAGCAAUACGGCCGCGGAAGGUAUCCUGGAUCGCGUCACUCCUCCCAAGAAGGGAGUCGUCUGUUUUAGAGUAAUAUUCCUUGUAAUACUCUCUGGUAAACCACCCGAAAUGGAGAAGACACCGCUACCAAAAGAGCAGAAGGACGCAGACAGACGCUAUCGAAGAUUAGGAG
Messenger RNA from Solenopsis invicta (red fire ant), 1688 nucleotides. Its product is annotated as CD151 antigen. The coding region runs from base 295 to 1134 and encodes 279 amino acids. The transcript is spliced from 7 exons. Gene Ontology annotation, cellular component: membrane. Lineage: Eukaryota; Metazoa; Arthropoda; Insecta; Hymenoptera; Formicidae. The record is from RefSeq and is a predicted model, not a curated record.